This is a messenger RNA of Hibiscus syriacus, 2107 nucleotides long. RefSeq lists its product as uncharacterized. The record is from RefSeq and is a predicted model, not a curated record. The transcript has 10 exons. Lineage: Eukaryota; Viridiplantae; Streptophyta; Magnoliopsida; Malvales; Malvaceae. Bases 1 to 2094 code for a protein of 697 amino acids. Gene Ontology annotation, molecular function: DNA binding.
AUGACAAAGAAAAAUACGAGAAGGAAGGAAGAUAUAGCAGAAGAUUACUGCUUUUUUUGCAAAGAUGGUGGCUUGCUCAGGAUUUGCGACUAUAAGAAUUGUCUCAAAAGUUUUCAUCCUCAAUGCGUCGGAAAGGAUGAUUCUCUGUUGGAAACCGAUGACAGGUGGCUUUGUCGUUGGCACUUUUGCGUCAUUUGUGAUAAACUGGCGAAAUUUCGUUGCUUUUGUUGUCCAUACGCCGUAUGCGGGCGCUGUCUCUGGGAUACCGAGUUUGCAGUAAUCAAAGGGACAAAGGGUUUAUGCAGUAUGUGUUUAGAGCUUGCACUACUUAUUGAAGACAAGAAGGAUGUCAACUCCAGUGGGGUGAAGGUAGACUUCAAUGAUACAGCAACAUACGAGUACCUUUACAAAUGCUAUUGGGAGGUGUUGAAAGAAAAGGAAGGAUUGACUUCACAGCAAUUGUAUUCAUCAAAUCAUUUGUUGAAGAACGGGAAAAAUUAUGAUGCUCAAGCGAACUACAAGUAUAGAGAAGAAUGCAUCAGGGACUUUGAUGAUGAUAGUAUAUCCGAGGGUGAUGAUUGGAUAGAAAGUCGAGUGCAAUGUAGGAAAAAAAAGAGAGGAAAGCUCUCUCCAACUAAAAGAAAGGGAAAGCCGAAGACAAGGGAAUACCUUGGAUGGGCAUCAAAACAGCUUGUUGAGUUCCUGACAUCCAUAGGUAAAGAUGCGACAAAAGAAUUGUCUCAGUACGAUGUCGUAACCGUAGUCACAGAAUACUGCAACGAGAACAAGCUGUUUCUCAAUGAAAAAAACAAAAAAGUUAUAUGUGAUGAAAGGUUGCAAUCUCUUUUGGGAAGGAAAUCAGUACACAAAAACGGUAUCCAUAAGCUACUGACAGUUCAUUUUUCUGAGAACUUGGAGAAAUCAGAAGAUUCAGUCGGAUUUAGUUUGGAGGAAGAUGACAACGUCUCCGUGCCUUGUAAAAGGCAGCGGAAGUCAAGCCCUGACUGGAAGUUUGAGGAAAAGGAAAUAGCAACGAAUCUGCGCCAAGGCUAUUUGGCAGCAAUAGUUUCUGGAAACAUAAAACUUGUCUAUCUGAAGAGGAGUUUGGUCCUGGAGCUAGCAAAACAACUCGAUAAAUUUAAUGAUAAAAUCGUCGGAAGUUUCGUUAGGGUAAAAUCAGACCCUAAUGACUACUUUCAGAAGAAUUCUUACAUGCUAGUGCAAGUUAAAGGUAUAAAGGAAACUUCAAUGAAGGAAGAGAUGACUUCUACGAUUCUCCUGCAAGUUUCUAACAGGCUAAAAGAAAUUCGUGUUUGCGAGCUCUCAGAUGACGACUUCACCGAGGAAGAAAUUGAAGAUUUAAAUCGGCGGAUGGGAACUCGCAUGCUUGAAAGGCCUACUGUUCUGCAGCAUGAGCAGAAAGCCAGAAGCCUGCACGAGGAUAUGACAAAACAUUGGAUUAAGAACGAGUUGGUUUUGUUGCAAAGCCAGAUCAACCGGGCAAAUGAGAAAGGAUGGAGGAGAGAACUCUCGGAGUACAUGUAUAAACUGCAACUACUUCAGACACCUUCGGAACAGUCCCGCCUACUUCAUGAGGUUCCAGAAGUGGUUGCGGAGGCUGCAGAGCCUGAACCUGCCUUGAAGGACUCUUUGAAAGAAUAUAGAGAAGAGCAUAAAGCCUCAUCUGAAUCGGCCCCAGGAUCAAUUUCUAGAAUUCAAAAAUGCAUUUCAGAGAACAAUGUGGUCUCUAGUUGCCCGAAUGAUGGAAUGGAUGCUGCAGUUAUUCCAGAAGGAAAGCAGCAAGACGUGAGGAAGGCGUUUUUUUCUACCAGCAUUGAAUGCAAUGAAACGACGAGGGAUCAAAAUUCUCAAGUAAAUCGAAGCUGUAAUGAGACACCUGUUCCUCAGUUACAGGCACCAAAAGAAGAAUCCACAGAUAGCCAAACUGGAAGUGUUUGUCCCGGAAAGCAACAUAAAUGUGGCAAUGCUACUGGUGCUGGGGAAACGCUACCUCGUCCUGUCCUCAUUGGUGAGCAUUUAAGCGAUGAUGGAAUACAAGCUGCAAGGAAGCCUGUUCCUCUGUUGCUUCCUUGAGAAGAAUCUGCAG